Schistosoma guineensis is the source of this 3660-nucleotide messenger RNA. The record is from the annotation of a GenBank genome assembly. NCBI's taxonomy places the organism in Eukaryota, Metazoa, Platyhelminthes, Trematoda, Strigeidida, Schistosomatidae.
AUGGGUGAUAGUCUGUGUAAUAUUGCUCGAUAUAUUACAUUACUGACGGAUGAAGACAGAUUCGUUCGAAAAAAAGCAUUGAAGUCUGUGGAAGACUACUUGAAUACUAACAGCGAUAAAGAAAGUACCAUUUUUAGUUCAGUAGCAGAAAAUCUGGCAAAGACUUUGAAUGAUCCUGUUGAGGUCAAUCGCGAACUUGCAGUGAAAGUUUUAAAGCUGUCCAUAGAUGUAACUAAUGAUGUGACACCUUUGCUUGCAUUAUUAGUGCCUGUGCUGGUUAUGCGUUUAGGACAGAAAGAAAUAAUAGAACAUUCCGAAGAGAUUCGCUACUCCACACUUAAUCUCUUAUAUAUUUUGUUGAAUAGAACUGAUGAGAUAUCUCCAUUUGUCGAUGAUUAUAUCUCAGUAAUUCAAAAGACACUUGUCGAUCCAUAUCAUGAAAUUAAAAAAUUGUCUUGUAAAAUUGCAGUGGUUUUAUCGCAGAGAAAAUGCCAUCGAUUUUAUCAAAUUUCGGAGUCUAUUUUACUGCCUAUGUUGUCAAAUCUUACACAUCAACAUUCGAAAGUUAGAUUAGAAACUGUGGUCGCUCUUGAAAAGGUUUUGCUGCAAAGCCAGGGAAAGCUUGUUGAAAAUGUUAUCGCACCAUUAACCCAAAGACUUUUUGAUUCGUCAUCAGCAGUUAGACGAGCUGUUAUUGAACUUGUGGGCUCAUGGUUGUUGGAUUUACCUGAUCGGUAUUCAUAUCAAACAAAGUUAUUGCCUCUACUUCUUUCCGGUUUCAUUGACGAAUCAGAUGAAAUCCGUAUGGUUGCUACAAAAUUGUGGCAUCAUAUAGGACUUAAGUUUGAAAAAGAGAACGAAGAGCAGCUGAAAGAUAAACUGGAUUUCGAUCACGGUCCUCCAUUUCACUAUCCAUGUGGGUGCAAACGACCAAUACUGGGUUGUCGAGAGCUCGUCUACAGAUCGGCAUCCAAACUAUUUCCAGGUUUAUGUAAAGAUCUUUCAGACUGGCAAGAAGCAACACGUUUAAAAGCAGCCAGUUUAAUACCCAUAUUAAUAUUACAUCUUGAAGAAUCUGCUACUCAACAUACUCAACAUCUUUUAACGGGUAUUGCAAAUGGUCUAGCUGAUGCACUUAGUCGAAUAUCACCUGUUGGAAAUAUGUCUUUAAUAAAUAUGAUGCCUAUAGUUUCAUUUCGGAAGGAAACAUCUUCGUCAAGUACAACCACUGCUGACAGAGUAGAUGUAAUGAGUUUAGUCGUUACACAUGCCACAUCUCAGGUGUUUAGUUUAUCUGAAGCCAACGAGGCAAUUAAAAUUAUCAAUCAAUUAUUUAUUGCUGCUCAAGUUUUGGGUUGCAUGAUCCCCACUAAGUUUUGGUGGCAUUUACUGGAACCAUGUCUUGAUCGUUGUACAGAAUCUGCUGCACCAUCAUCAUUAGCUGGCCAUUUACUCCUUUUAUCUGGUUUACUUCAUGGUAGUCCAUUAAACCAAUUAAUAAUAACUGACGAAAUGAAAGAGUUAAAGCGUGACUCAUCAUUGAAUAAGUGUUCUACUAAUGUGACUAAUGCUUUCGCUAAUACUACCAGUACUGCUACUACUUCUGAUGAUAGUCAUUGUAUUCAUGGAAAUGAAACUAAUGAAAAUAAUGAUUAUCAAAUGAAAAGUGGUCAUGUCAAGGAGACCUAUACACCAACCAAUUAUAGUACAUUACAUAAGAUUAUCUCUUAUCUUUGUCAAAAUGAAUUAAUCUCUGUCAUAUCGAUUAAUGCCAAAGCAGGUCUAUUAGAAUGUGUUCAAGUGUGUAUUAAACAUCUUGAAGAAGCGAUUGUUUUAUUAAAAAAGGAAACAGAACAACAGCAACAACAAGGGGAUACUUUAGAAACUUUACAAUUGAAUGAUGAUAGUCAUAAAAAUAUUAUUCAAGCUACUUAUAACGCAGCAAAGUUAGUAAUUCAAGACAACCAGAUCCGUUCAUGUUUGUUUGAAAUAAUUCUUGGAUCGGGUGCAAUUUGGCCAGAAAAUGAUUUGAUUUCAUCAGAUUUCGGUCGUACAGUUCUUAGUUCAUGUGAUAAACUCAUGCAAUGGUUAGCAGCCUGUCACCGUGACUGUAUAAAUUUAUCCAAACAAUAUCAUCUCUCCACUGAGGAGGACUUUGAAGUAAAUUCAACAACAGUUAGUCAUAUGGAUCAACUGUUUUUCAGCUGCAUGCCUAAGUUAAUUUGUAGAUUAAAUAAAGAUUUGAAAAAAUCUAUUUCAUGGAAUCCACGUUCAGUUGGAUUAGCGAUACUUUCACGUUGUUUACAAAUAGCUACUGGACCGGCACUAUUAUUCACAUUUAAUAAUCAUGAUAAUAAUAGUCAAACUAAAAAAGAAUGUUUAGCAUCUGUGCUGGAUCUUUUAGAACGUGGUUGUCGAUUAAAUCGUGCACCCUGUGGCGGUGGUGUUGACAAUGGUAGUAGUAAUAGUAGUCAGUUUGAUAAAUCACCCGGUGGUACAGAUCCAUUAACAUUAGCUAGUGAAGCUGAACUUCGUCUACGUGGUUUAAUGUUGCUUACAAAACUGACAGAUAAUAAUCAGAUCAGAGAAGUAUUAUCAUCCCCAAAAUAUUUGGACUAUUGUUUUUCUAAGUUAAUUUUACCCGUAUGUGUAUGGAGAGCUGGUCGUACAUCAGAAGCCAUGCGAAAAGCAGCUAUUACAAGUUAUUUAGCAUUGUUAGCUAGUGCUGUAUCAAUGUAUCAUUUAUCUGAAAUUGUUUUGAAUUUACGAACUAACAGUGAAAUCAACAUAGAUAAUUGGCUUUUAACUAACAACAUUGAAUCUAUGCAUGAGAUUAUGCAAGAGUUAACAAAUAGAGAGGAAGUCUGUGAUAUUAAUAAUACUAAUUCUAACAAUGAGAUACAAUCCUUUCCAAAAUAUAGUAAUCUACCAAGUUUAUCUGGCUCCUUGUUAUCUUUGAUGUUGGCACGUUUAGGCUCAUUAUUAGAUGAUGAUUUGGAAGGGACCAGACGUUUAGCUUGUCUUUGUUUGACCAUAUUCUUUAAUGGUCUUCUUAUACCUUCACCACCAAUAUCACCGGCAUCAUCAUCGAUGGAGUUAUCUAACGGUAAUCAAAAUCAUUAUGAAGGAAAUCGAGUUAUUGAUUUUCUCAAUUCACCUACAUGGAUUCAACCGCUUGCUACUACUAUUACUAAUACUGUUAGCAGUAGUAAUCAUGAAUUGGUCAAAGAACAUAGUGUAUUAUUGCCUUAUUGUCCACUGGCCAAUUCAUUUGGUGAUCAAGUCUAUCGUUUUUAUGGUAAUUUUAUUAAGCGUCUUAAUGAUUCGAAAGACCAAAUACGAUUACUUAUCUGUGAAACAAUCAAUGCAUGGAUUCGUCUACUUAUUCCAAUGUUAACAUCAUCAACAACAACCAUUAAAACAUCUCAGCAAUUAAAUCCAGUUUAUACUGCUGUUAUAGAAGAUUUCCUAAAUAACCUCAUUAUUCAUUUAGAUGAUCCUAAUUCACGAAUACGUGCCAGUGUAUCACGUGUUCUCUUGAGAAUCAAUCAAUUCGCUCCAGAUCUGGUGAUUAAAGUUUUAAACAAAGCUAAAUUAUGUCAUCGUUCAUCUCAAUUAUGUGAUAAACUAUUAGAAUUUUGUCAUUCACAUUCUCAGUAA